Chiroxiphia lanceolata (lance-tailed manakin) is the source of this 11381-nucleotide messenger RNA. RefSeq names its product glycine receptor alpha 1 (gene GLRA1). Gene Ontology annotation, molecular function: transmitter-gated monoatomic ion channel activity; extracellularly glycine-gated chloride channel activity; transmembrane signaling receptor activity. The transcript is spliced from 10 exons. Gene Ontology annotation, biological process: nervous system process; signal transduction; chloride transmembrane transport. Gene Ontology annotation, cellular component: plasma membrane; postsynaptic membrane; synapse. NCBI's taxonomy places the organism in Eukaryota, Metazoa, Chordata, Aves, Passeriformes, Pipridae. The coding region runs from base 888 to 2486 and encodes 532 amino acids. The record is from RefSeq and is a predicted model, not a curated record.
UUUAGUUUAGUAAAUUAAUGCAGCAAGAAACUCCCAAGAUCUGGCGAGUCCUAGCAGGGGAGAGAGGGCAGAGGGGAAAUGAGAUGCAUUAGGAGGACAGUGAGCCACUUUCUUUCCGAGCACAAUGGAAGUGCUUCCCAAGAAACUUCCCCUUCACUCCCCUCCGCUCUAGCCCUGAGCAAUGGGACACCUUCCCUACAGCAGCAAUAACUUAUUCGGGAGGAAAAAAGCCCAGGAAGCAGGAAUCAACAGCAUCCAAACGGCGGGCAGGAAAGCGACACAACCGGGACUGCAGCACGGCUCCACACUGACAAAUUCCUGUGGAUGUAAUUAGGAAGACACCCCGGCCAGCAGCGGAGAUUAAACCCUGGGGUUCUUGAGGGUCUUCGCGCCCCCCCAACUCCCAUCUCACCCCCGCCACCCCGAUGGCAAACCUACACCCGCUGCGCCUCCCGCUCUCGCCAGCCUGAUGUCCGGAGCGACAUCCCGCUGAAGGGAGGUCUCGGCGCGGGCAGCCCGGUGCUCCGGCCCCAGCAGCACUGCAGUGGCGGUGGCGGGGGCCCCGGCGGAGGAGGGACGAGCCGAGGCGGCGGCGGAGCGGGGCCGCUCUCCGCGGUGCUGGGCGGGCGCGCUCCGGGCGCUGUCCGGGUGCUGAGCGGGGCCCGCCGCUCUCCGCGGUGCUGAGCGGACCCUCCCGGCCGCGCCCCGGCCCCGGCAGGGGGGGUUCGCUUCCCCCCCACCGAUUCUUCCCCAAGUGCCGGGUUACUUUAUUGGCCAACCCCACCGGCCCACCCCUCACGGAGUACAAAAAAAAAAAAACAACACCAAACCAAAACAACAACAACAAAAACCACCAUCAACAACAGCAAACAGCGAGAGCUGGAAAAAUGUGCAACGUCAACGCGCUCGGAGUCUACGUGUGGGAGACGAUCGUUUUCUUCAGCCUGGCAGCCUCCAAAGAAGCUGAAGCAGCAGCACGGUCUGCCCCCAAACCCAUGUCUCCUUCUGAUUUCUUGGAUAAGUUGAUGGGGCGAACUUCAGGAUACGAUGCCAGGAUCAGACCAAAUUUUAAAGGACCGCCAGUGAACGUCAGCUGCAACAUUUUCAUCAACAGCUUUGGCUCGAUUGCAGAAACAACCAUGGAUUACAGGGUGAACAUCUUCCUGCGACAGCAGUGGAACGACCCACGGCUGGCGUACAACGAGUACCCCGACGACUCCCUGGACCUGGACCCCUCCAUGCUGGACUCCAUCUGGAAGCCUGACUUGUUCUUUGCUAAUGAGAAAGGGGCCCACUUCCAUGAGAUCACCACAGACAACAAGCUGCUGAGGAUCUCCCGAAAUGGCAACGUCCUCUACAGCAUCAGGAUCACACUGACUCUGGCCUGCCCCAUGGACCUGAAGAACUUCCCCAUGGACGUACAGACGUGCAUCAUGCAGUUAGAAAGCUUUGGCUACACAAUGAAUGAUCUCAUAUUUGAGUGGCAAGAAAAAGGAGCAGUACAAGUUGCUGACGGGCUGACAUUGCCUCAGUUUAUCCUCAAAGAAGAAAAAGACUUGAGAUACUGCACAAAGCACUACAACACAGGCAAGUUCACCUGUAUAGAAGCUCGUUUCCACCUGGAGAGACAGAUGGGCUAUUACUUGAUCCAGAUGUACAUCCCCAGCCUCCUUAUUGUCAUUCUGUCCUGGAUCUCGUUCUGGAUCAACAUGGAUGCUGCACCAGCUCGUGUUGGCCUGGGGAUCACCACAGUGCUCACUAUGACCACACAGAGCUCUGGUUCCCGAGCAUCACUGCCCAAGGUGUCCUACGUGAAGGCCAUAGACAUCUGGAUGGCUGUGUGCUUGCUGUUUGUGUUCUCUGCACUUCUAGAAUAUGCUGCCGUCAACUUCGUGUCUCGGCAGCACAAAGAGCUGCUCAGGUUCAGAAGGAAGAGGAGGCAUCAUAAGAGUCCCAUGCUGAAUCUGUUUCAGGAGGACGAAGCUGGUGAGGGCAGGUUCAACUUCACCGCCUACGGGAUGGGACCAGCUUGCCUACAAGCCAAGGAUGGCAUCUCUGUCAAGGGGGCCAACAACAACAACACGGCCAACCCGGUGCCGCCGCCGUCCCGCUCGCCCGAGGAGAUGCGGAAGCUCUUCAUCCAGCGAGCCAAGAAGAUCGACAAGAUCUCCCGCAUCGGCUUCCCCAUGGCAUUCCUCAUCUUCAACAUUUUCUACUGGAUCAUCUACAAGAUCGUCCGCAGAGAGGACGUGCACAACCAUCAUGGGUUUGCCGAUCAAACACUUUGUGACUUUUGCAUAGAGGAAAGCAAAUACAUUAUCUCUCUCAUCCCCAUCAGAGAGCUUCCUAAGGAAACACAGGAAGGACAUCAGGGCCUUCAUCAGAAAUCACAGGUACCUUAUGUCCUUUCAAACAACCUGGCAGAAUUCGAGUCCCAGGAGGCAGAAAUGCUAUUCAGAAUGCUAGAAAUUACGAAGAGUUUUUAAAAUAGGAUUUCUUUCAUUUGUUUUGGUUGGGUUUGGUGGGGUUUUUUUCCAAACCCCUUUCUGCCAUGUUUGUUUGCAAUGGGGGGAUGGAAGUGAUUGUAUUUAAAAUAUAGAGAAAACAGGCAUCUUCUUGCCUCGUUGUGACAGGACCGGGCAUGUGGCAAUACUGUCAGUAAGGGGGGGGGAAGGUGUGUAUAGAGAGAGCAGCUCUUAUUUUCAGACAUUUCAUAGCAGUAAUAUUAAUAGUGAAGCUGGGUCAAUGGACCCAAAACUAUAUUUUUGUAUCUAUUUUGGUGCUGCAUUUACCUUUAACGAGGAUGGGAAGAUGGAGCAGGCUGCUUUGCCCCUCUCUGCUACCUGGCAGAGGCUGGCACAGCUUGGUGGGGAUGGGGAAAGGGUGGAGGGAGGUGGGAAUGGGUGAGCAAAGGGGUUUCCCUUUGGCCAAGUGGUAGCACACGUUUGUGUUGGUGUUUGGGGUAGGGGAGAAUGUGCCAAACACCUCUAGGGUAUGACUUGAAAGCCUGGCUUGGGGCCAGUGGGCAAGUUAAGGGUUUGGUGUCCCACUUGCCUCUCUGGGACCCUGGGUGUGAGCUGGCUGCAGCACCCAGGGUGACUCAGCUGUGUUUGUUUGCACUUUAGUAAGGCAGAUAAAAGAGAGCACGAAGGAAGAGACAAUCAGUCUGCACUGAAGCACUUGGGGUCUGGUCUGGGUUAGGCACUAAAUGAAGGCAAAGAGACAAGUGGCACCCAAGGGAGGCUGGAGUCAUGUUCAGCCAUAGGUGUCCCAGCCAGCACAGCAAGAGGCAGGCAUGGGAGAGGGUAGGGGAGCCAGGGACCUGUGAGCUGUCCUACACAGGGGUGGUGCCAAGUGGACAAAGCCCAGAGAAAGCCCCAGAGCUCUCUUGGGCAGGAUAGGGGGACACCCAUCUUUGAGGCUGCCAAUUCAGCAUCUUUCACCAGCACUAAAUACACUUUAUUUAAAGAGAGAAAAAAAAAUAAAAAAGAAAGAAAUGAAGAAACAAAGGAUAAGAAUAACAAGGGGGAAAAGGGAGAAAAAAGAUAAAAACCGUGGUGGUUACUGUGUGGACUAGGGCAAACGGCAGCAUUUCCUAAUAUUUUGGCAAAAGCCAGCCAGCUUUCUGAGUCCCUUUGUGCUGCUGAGAUAGGGAAAGGUCACACCACACGAGUGUGAAUCAGUACAUGAGCCCCUUCCCUCCACUGGAGCAGCAGGAAACCCGUGGGCUGAGGAUUUCUGCUUCCCCUGGCAGACGGUGCUUUCCCAAGCAGAGAGAUCUCAAGCUGUCAAGCAGAGGCGUUUUUUGAUGCUAGGACAACAUCCCUAGCCUUGGCUGGAGCCCAAGUUUGCUGCUGGCUCUGGGUUUGCUUGCUGAAUUAUUGAACUCUCCCGGGUGCGCCGGCCGGCCGUGCCAGCUGCGGUUUGCGCGAUCGCUUCAAACGCCGUGUCCUUGUCUGAGAUGAAAGGCAAAUCCAGGGAAUUUCCUCUCCUGCCCGGCAGCAGGGCAGAGUCUUGGCAGCCCACGCGCCACGGCUCCUUCCUCACGCAGGUGAAUGACUGCAAAUUGCUGUCGUUUGGGAAAAAAAGAGGUCCUGCCUGGAUGCCCAGACCUCGCGCUUUGGCGUCGGGUAAUCUGGCCGUGGUUCACACACCUUCAGUCUCCCCUGGCUACGCGGGGUGGCUCCCAGGGCACAGCCAGCUGCAGUGCUGUGGGUUUCCUUCCUGACUGCAGCUGCCCUCAGGAGUUGCCUGUAGGUUAAGAAAUCCCAUGCACCAUCCUCCCACCCAACCGAGUUUUGAUCCUACAUCCCGAGGGCAAGAGCAGAGCAAGGAGAAGGAAGACAUUUCCACCUCACUUCACCCUGCUCCAGCUCAAGACUGAAGCACCCCGUGUUCAUCCUACACCUACUGUUGCAGAUGCAGUUACACUCACAGUUGCUGCUUCACUAGAGCUCCAGUGCCACUUCUUGGCACGGAGUAAGGCCAGAGGAUGGCAAUUAGGGACUAAAAAUCAUCAGAAAGAUACUUAUGUUUCCUGCCCAUACAGAAGCACUUCAGCUGCUAGUAGAGCCCAGGGAGUUUAGGGACUAAAAUAAGAAGGCUUACCAGCCUGCCUUUGCUUCCAGUUCAGCUCUGCCAAACACUGGGCACAUUUGAUGCCCACCACAAGCAGCAUUAUUUUCUCUUCUUAAGCAGCCAGUUUCCAUUUGAGCCAUCUUCCAGCUCCAGGGCUGCCUGCGCAGUGACAGCCAGCAGCACUCACAUCCCAACAGGAAACAUGCAGGGAUCUUGGUAAAGGUGUGACUGUGCUGAGAUAACUGUCCCAGGGAUGUCCUGCCAGAGAGUUUCACCACAUAGGCAAGACUUUAGACUGUCCUAGGAGCCCCUGGCAAGUCUGUGCAGUUUUCAAAAUCAAAUGCUUUUCUCCAUUUGUACUAGGUUGUGUUUAGUCUCUGUAUUGCAAAAGAACUCACUUUGAUAACCUAUGUCAUCUUCAAAGUAGGCUGCUUGGAUAGUGCCAGCAAUUAUAUUUAUUAGUUAGAAUGCAGAGUAGCUUCCAGGAAUAUUGAUGGAAUUUAACUUCGCAAUUAUUAUCUCUUCUUAAGAACAAGGCUCAGAAGAAAAACCUCUGAAUAAAACAGAGGUUUGAUCUGGCAGUAAAGAGACAAAAUCGGGUCCUAAUUCAGUUGGAUUCUUUGGAAAAAGAGAGCUUUAUCCCAAAUAAUAUUACUUCCAGAUGUUGCUGGAGGUUUAUCGCUUCAUGAGCAGGAAUUCUUUUUCCUUAGACAUAAAUAUAAAUUAUUGAGAAUAAAUAAAAAAAAAAAAAAGUUGGAUAAACUUACUAUUUUUUGAUCAGGUAGAAGAGUUUUCCCCACUUUAAUUCCUGAUCAAAGUGGCUUUCCAUCUGGAAUCAAGGUACCAUGGAAAUCAGAGAGGAGCUGAACAGGGUCCAGGGCAGAGCAGGGAGCACGUGGGCUGCUGCAGAUUGAAGGGCUUGGCCUUGACCCUGGCCAAGCACCAGCUGCCUGUGAGCAGCUGCUCCGUGGCUCUGGUAGUGCUCUAAUUCUCCUGUCCUAGAGGCCUUUGCUGGUCAGGGCUGGGGGACUUUGCUCCUAAAAACAUCAAACAAUUUCAAAUGCUGAAUAUUCUCACAGCCUCUAAACAGGAACAUUUUUUGUUUUGUUUUCCUCAGACUUUUCUGGAAGUUUUUUCUUAUUCUUCUGCCCCUUCUAAGAUCUUUAGUUUUAAAGCAAAUCAAAGACAAUUCAAAUUACACUGUUGGUUGCUUAUCUUGACUGCGAUUUAAAGACCUUGGUUUCCUAAUGCUGAUGGAAAAAAGGUUAGAAACAUUUAGAGUGUAUAUUUUUAAAAAGAAAGGAACAUAUGAAAGGAGAAAAAGCUAUUUUCAAAGGUGCCAUAUUUUUCACAGAUUGUAUAGAAUCAUAUUUUUGUACUGUACUACCAUUGCUUAAUAAAACAUAGUUCUUAUCCCUGUGCCAAAGACAGACAAUCUCUUUCAAUACCCCAUUCUUUACUCCAAAACCUUGCUACUGGCAGCAGUGGGUAACACAACACGGACCUCUGGUACCAAAAGCCCCAAUCCUACCAGUGCAGCUGCAGGUCUGGGUCAUUGCCUCCCACAUGGACAUUGUGCAUCUCCUGUCUGGGUGACUGCAGGCAGCACGUCCUGCCCUGCUGCAGCAUCCCACAGAGCUCAGCAAGGGAAGUAUCUAAUCCAUUCUCUGCUUGGAAGCACUCACACACUCCUAUCUUCUUCUCAAAAGGAGAUGGAUGGAAGGGCCAUCUUGUGCUGCUCCUACUUCAAUAGAUUUCCAUCAUUUGUAUGGAGACAGUACAUUAGUAGCUAAAUAGAAAAUUGAGAUACAGGAUUGUUCUUCAGGGUGCUAGGAUGGGCACCAAAGCAGAAACUCAUUAAUUUUAGCAUCUUAAAUUAUUUCAGGUUCUUUAAGUCUUCCCAUUCCCUUCUCUCUCUCUCCUUAACAAUUAUUUCUUAAGGGCAGUUACACAUCUCUUGCUCAAAUGAACCUACACAAGCCUCUCACUUCAUUCAAGUCUAUUGUACUUUUCUGCAUUCAUCUCCUCUCGUUUACCACCUGAAUGUUCACUCCUAUGGGGCUCAGUUCCUCAGCACUGCAACCUUUGAAGGGCCUGACACAGAUCAGUGUCUUGGGAAAUGCAGAGCAAAAUAUAGGACUAAAACCAUUCCCCCUAAGCAGGCAGGGUAACAGCUACCAGGGAAGUGCUUUCACAGCCAAGCAUGAGGAGGACUCCAGGGGAAUGUGAGGGUGGCCAGUAAGGGCUUUUUUGACUGUGCUCUUUAAAAGCAAAGCAGCAUAAGUCAGAGAGAAUGCAGUCUUUUGGGCUAUCAUCCCUCUAGGGCUCCAUGUUUUACAGUGAUCCAGCUACACAGCAGCUGUUUAUUGGAAAUCGGGUUCUUGUAUUCCCAGUCUCCUUCUACCAUGGUGUGUAGCAAAGAGCCCCACAGGAAAUGAGCUGCAGUGAACCAGGUGAGGUGUAAGGAGCUGUUGCACAUUUUGCACAGAGCAUCCACUCCGAGCUUCUCCAGGCUCUGCCUGCAGAUGUUUGCACUGGAUGAGACAUUCUCCUCUGAGAACUGCUGGGAUGAGCAGCCCUUGGGUGAUACCACCGUGCAGGACCAUUGAAGUGCACAGCCCAGGCUAGGGGUACUGGAGGUAGCUUAAUAGUGGAAAGCACAGGCUGAACAAGGUGAGGACUCCCAACCUGUGAGCUGCCUUGCAGCAGGCAUCCCAUGCACUGGAAUUAUGACCCUUUUGUUUGCAGGUUCUACAGCCUUCCUUGUUCAUCUUUUCCCUCACUCACCCUGCCACGUUGUCCCAGCAUCACGCUGCCUGCUGCUGUAACAUGGGAAAGGACACAAAUCACAUGGCAGGCUACAAGGAGAAGGAUUACUUCAGUCCCUAGCAGAGGAUAUUACUGGUUAAAUUGCCAAAUGAGGAUCCUGGCAAAGACCAGCAGAGAAGAGAAAGGAAAAGGAAAAGCAAUAGGAGAGGUUUGUUUGCAUGCCACAUCGCUCCUGGCAUUCAAGGCAGACAGUGGUAACAGGUGUGGUGCAAGGCAGCAGGAAUUAUGAGACUGUAUUAAGUAAUAAGACCAUCAAGUUUAGCAAACCCAAGUUGCAGUCCUCAUGCACUUUACUGCCAGGUUUCUGAGCAGAAAUUAUAAGGGAGUCUUAUGUUUGUGAUAUUCCUCCUCCUGGGUCUAUUAGAGAGAGAGUGCUGAAGCCCACCCUGGGAUAGAGCUGGCUCCCAGCAGUGCUGGAGAUGGGUCAGCCAUGGUUUGACCCAGACCACGCACAGAGAGAGUGAACAGAUGGAACAGAUUCAGCACAAGGGGAUGUUGCCACUUUGGGGAAAGGCAGGAAUUGCUUCAUGUUGGCUUAACAAUCCCUGCAGCACUCAAAACAUUGCUGCUGGGGCUCACAGGCUCUGCUUAGUGCUGCCACAAAAAGCACAUGGGAGAGGGACCUUAGCAGUCUCCUGAGAGCAGCAGUUCCAGCAAGAGGAUACAAAUGCUGUUCCCAGCCUGAGGGUCAAACACGUCAGCACUUCCAGUAUAAAAUCAUCCAUGUUUUUCUGGGAAGGGGACAACACCAGCAUAAAUAAGCCAUCAGUCUGGUCUGAAAUUAGCUUUUAUUUAUAGAUUUGCCACUUGAAUUGCAUAAGUAGCUCAAGCCAAACAAGGACACCCUCCUCACCUACCCAGGGAACUGGGGCAUGAGGUACUGUCAUUAACUACGUGCUCAGGCUGCGAGUGUGUCACUGCUGUGGCAGGUGAGUCAAGCUUGGCAGGGACAAGUAGAGCUGCCUGGAGCUGCCAAGUCUGAGGGGCACAGAGCUUGCAGGUAGUUUUUGCUGCUAAGGCUUUUGGGAAGCUGGUCCCAGGACUGUUAGCACUGUAGCAAACCCCCUUCCCCAGAGGAUCUGUGGGAAGACGUGUCUGCCUUAUCCAGGCACUUGGUGACACUGAGGCACUGCUGGGUUACCUGUGUGACAAAACCAUGAAUUAAGCUUGAGGCUGCAGACCAGCUGAGCCAGUUGGCCUGGGUUAAAUACACCACAGAAUUUGGGCACUAAAUUACAGCUCCAGGUUCAAGCCUGAAUCAACCUUGCAGUGAUGACACCCUCACGGUCACAAUUACAGUGGACGCCUGAUAAUUGCUUAAGUCAGCAUUGCCCUGUCCUAACCCUGCAGAGAUCAACAGGGCAUGACUUCCAGUGAUAAAAGAACUGGGGCCAGGGCUCCAGUGUUUCUUGCUGGACACCUAGUCCCCAAACACUGACUUUUACUGAACUAAAACUAUGCAACAUUGAAGAGAUUGUGCCACGGGCGGUGCCUUAGCCACCUCUCCUGGAUAUGCACGUACACGUGUUCAGAAGUAUCCUCAUGACAGUUACUUGUGAUGGGCUAAAGAACCAACACGAGUUUCUGAAGAGCAGGACCAGCUCUGGAGCUUGUGAUGUGCCACAGGAGGACACAGCUGUGUUGUGACCAUAGCUUCUCAGCCAGGUCUGCUCUGCUGAGGCUGCAGUGUUAGAGAGCAGAGGAGUCCCGACAGUUCAACUCCCUAGCCAAGAGUAGAGUGAAGGCAGGGAUCUGAAAUGAGAAAGGAAGAGCAUAUCAUGGCUUCUGUAAGGCAGAGGAGCCUGUAGUACUUACUCCUUGCUGUAGUUAAGUGCAGUCACAAUUGCCACCUGUCCAUAUGGUCUUCCUGGGAGUCAAGGCUUUAAAUACUGCUGCUUAUUCCUUGAGGAGCUGGAAAGAAUUCAUGAGGCUUGACUUGUCCCAUGGAGGAAGAGAUAUGGUACAGCAUGGGCAGUGUCACCUCUAAAAACAGAGCUUGAGAGACCAGUAAAUAAAGACAGGAAGUGGAGAAGGGGUAGCCUCUGUAACAUAAAAAUGGUGCUGGAAAUGCAUCUCACUGAACAACUGCACACCAGGGUACAUCCCUCACAGGCAGGAGUACAAUGAACAAUCCUGGCAAGUCCUUGAUCAGAUGCAUGCCUCCACUUGCCAUCAAUCCCACUUUUGAUCAGGAAAUAGAAUAAAUUUAAAACCCCAAACAAAUAAAAACCCAUCACUAAUGAAUUAGCUAUUGAUACAUCCCCUCCUUACCAUUUUGUUUAAGUGACCAAGGCCAGUCCUACUGGUCACAGCAGUAGAGCUCAGCUGUACAAAAGAUGCUCAGCUAGAGGCUGACUCAACAAAAUCCUAGCAGAAGGGAGCAGAAGUUUCUUUGCCUUGUGCUUGUCUAGUCCAGGAAACAACUGAACCAGGGCUUUGAAACACUCUGCCCUGCCUACAUUGAAUUAAUAUCUUUCCUUUCUGUCCCACUCUUCCCAAAUCUGCUUAUGUUUCUAUUCAAAACACUUGCAUUCUUCCAAUUCCAGGGUUAGAUCAGAAGAGAAAAUAAGCUCAGAAACAGCAUGGACCAAGCUGACAAAUCCCCAAGUUAACCUACUUGGAAAACUGUAAAAACAGCAUCUCCAUCGCCAGGCUGAUGUUCCACACUCCUCCACCCCCUUCACAGCCCUCCAGCCCUGAGCAAGGUAACUAAACUUGACAGGGCUGUUGGAGAAACACACAGUUCAGAACCAUAAUUGAUACAUCCCUCCUUAAAUCAGCUCACAGCAGCAGGUUAAUCUGGGGAUCUGUCAGCUUUGGGAGUGCCCAAAUUGUAACUUUUGGGAAGCAAACAUUAAGGUCCAACAGUGAUGUUGUGUGAGAAUUUGAGAAACAGGUAAGCAAUUCCUUCCCCUGGCUGGGAGGAGUGACCUGAGUGACCUGUUGUGCUUGAACUCUGCCUCUGAGCUCCAUCUCGCUGCUCGGUGCAAGGUCAGAGCAUCUCACUGUACAAGCAGCACGGCGCUCCCUGGGACUGGGGCGGGAGGUCAGGGGACACCAGCAGCUCCAGAGGCACGGGAGAUGGUAUUAAGGCACAAAGGCCAAGGGACUUAACUCACCACAUGCAUGUGGAUUUAAUUAUCCUGAAAAAUGCACUGCUUGGAGCAUCUCAAGCCUACUGUGAAAUAGAAUUCGUACACAAAAAGAUAAGUCUGUGUGGUUCCCAAGUCUGGUCACGACACGCUGCCAGCACUAAUCAUGGCCAGAGCUCACCUCUUCUUUAUGGACUUACCAAGCUGCAGCAAAGAGAUGGCUGUUUCAAAAGAACUGAAACAGAAGGCAACUGUGCUAAAGCCAUUCACAUGUCUGUGUGUGAGAUACAGCGAAACUUCAGCCAAUUAAGAGACUAAAAGAGAGAUGUAAAGGCGAAGCAACACACUACGGACUUCAGCCAAAAAUGGCCUGACAUGCAAAGGUCACUGCAUUUCAUCGCAGUUUACCAUCCCUGCAGCAUUGGUGACACCAUCCUGGAAGCAGCCUUUAAAUCCUGAUGAUGCACAAGCCUGUCUGAAGCAGCUGUUUGUGACCACCCACCCGAGAUCAAACCACAGCCAUGGGCAGGCUAAACACCAUCGUGGACAGGGACAUUUUAUGGACUGUUCUCCCUCACAUUCUACCACAGUGUACAGCAUAUCAUGCUUAUUAUAUUACAAGUGAUGAGUAAUGAAAAACUUACAUUUAAGUGAUAUAAAAAAAGAGGGGAGGACCCAGGAAUUUCUCCCGUCCAACUAUAAACGCACAUCCAUUUACAUUGUUUUGUAAAUGAAUUUAGAAGAAAAAUAAAAAUACUAAGAUAUUUCCCUUCAGGACAACCAUUGCACAUUUGGUUUUACUUUGGAGGGGAGAUACAAACACACACAGUAGGAAUACUUUCCAGUUGAAAACAUGCAAAAUAAAUAGAAGUGGGAACAGUU